This is a messenger RNA of Suillus subaureus, 429 nucleotides long. RefSeq lists its product as uncharacterized. Lineage: Eukaryota; Fungi; Basidiomycota; Agaricomycetes; Boletales; Suillaceae. Bases 1 to 429 code for a protein of 142 amino acids. The record is from RefSeq and is a predicted model, not a curated record. The transcript is spliced from 8 exons.
AUGUACAAGGUCCUUGCCAAAGUACCAUAUCCAUAUCCCCUGCUUGAAGCUGCUAUUGACCAAACAGUCAAAGCCACAGAGGCUCACAUACUGGAGGCCAAAGUUACUCAAUUGUGUGGGGUCCAAGAUCAAUGCUGUGUUGGUGUUUUGCAAUUGCACAGUGCCAAUGGAGGUUCAGGGAAUGGGACUUGCAGUGCAAGGUUACAUUAUCUAGUAGGGACUAACCAGCAUCAGGACCAUGAGAUUAUUUCCCAUCUUGCUGAAGCUGACAUGAUCAUGGCCAACUUGGAAUGCACAAAUAGCAGGGUUGCAACCAUCAAGCAGCAACAUGAAGUGCUCCAUGGAGAGAUUGAGACAUUGCACACUGGCAGUGAAAGCAAGCUUGAGUCCAAGUGCACAAGACUUGAAGGUGCUGUUGAUGUUGCAUGA